Selaginella moellendorffii is the source of this 972-nucleotide messenger RNA. RefSeq lists its product as uncharacterized. The record is from RefSeq and is a predicted model, not a curated record. The coding region runs from base 109 to 900 and encodes 263 amino acids. The transcript has 2 exons. NCBI's taxonomy places the organism in Eukaryota, Viridiplantae, Streptophyta, Lycopodiopsida, Selaginellales, Selaginellaceae.
AUAGUAUUGGUCACGUCCUGGAUGGUUUGGCACAAUCACCUCUCUCUCUCCAAGCUAGUGCGGAUUGAGAUAAAAGAGUUUACCUGAGGGUAGGGCAACGAGAGAAAGAUGGCUUUGUUUUGCCAGGCAAGGGGAAUCCAUGGCGCCAGCAUGAGUGUGCCUUGCGGCAGCAGGGUAUGGCGAAGGCCACAGAGUGUGGUGUGUGUCAAGAAGAAGGAGGAGAGAAGCGUGGUGUGGGAGGGGGCGGAGAGUGAGAUUGAGCUGGACAAGUCGGACCUGUUGCAGCUCAAAUUCAGCCGGUUGUUGGGGGAGUCGCGGGAGACGAGCAUUGCAAAGGUGGUGGCCAAGAAACUCAAUCCCCACCUCAACAAUCUGGAGAUCCACAAGCUGGUGAAGAAGAGGGGCACGGAUGCUCUGAUGCGCCUCGUCUCCGAUUCCUGGAUGCAACGAGCUGCUGCCGCCACGGAGCCACCGGAACCCAAGCCUGUGAAUCCUCCUCCAGGAAUCGCUGCUCUCGCCCGCGCUCAAGCUCCAGAAUUCGAAAACGGUGGCCUCAUCGCUCUCGCACCCAAGCCGCCCAAGCCAGCAAUCGGACCAUCGGAGGAGGAGGAUGGUGGAACGCUGGAUGCUGCUGUCAACCCCGAGUGGAUGGACACCGACAUCUCCAUGGAGAAGUUCGUCAAGCUGCUGAACGAGCGCGAGCUGGACGUGAUGAAAAAGGAAGAUGGGAUGAAUGCGCGGCGAGCGGACAAGAAGCCGGCCAAGAAAUUCGAUCGUCGGCCUCGCAGCAGUGACGUGAUUGGGCGGAGGCGCAGGGCCAAGUCGCGGCAGAUGCCCUUCUCCACCUCCGCUAACGCGAACAGGAAGCUCACCAAGAACAAGGGGAAACCAGCCAAGUAAAUGUAGGGUUCAUAGGUAGGGCUUUUUGUCACUCUCCUCCACUGGUGGAAGAAUAGGAAGAUUUCUAUGGUU